Microplitis mediator is the source of this 999-nucleotide messenger RNA. RefSeq lists its product as uncharacterized. Gene Ontology annotation, biological process: DNA integration. The record is from RefSeq and is a predicted model, not a curated record. NCBI's taxonomy places the organism in Eukaryota, Metazoa, Arthropoda, Insecta, Hymenoptera, Braconidae. Gene Ontology annotation, molecular function: nucleic acid binding. Bases 1 to 999 code for a protein of 332 amino acids. The transcript has a single exon.
AUGGUCUCCAAACGAUACGUUUGGCCGUCAAUUAAUAAAGAUUGCUGUGAAUGGGCAAAAUCUUGCAUCGAUUGUCAUAAGAAUAAAAUUCAGAGACACGUGCCAUUGCUGAUCGCCAGUUUUGAAACUCCAACUGAACGAUUCGAGCACAUUCACAUCGACCUAGUGCCUUUAAAAUCGGCAAGAGACUUUAAUCAAUGCCUGACUACCAUCGACCGAUUCACGAGGUUUCCUGAGGCUGUCCCGUUAUCCAAUGGAACUGCAGAGACGAGAGCACAUGCACUAUCGCUGCUCUGGAUUUCACGCCACGGAGUACCAAAACGCAUAACUUCGGACCAAGGUCCGCAAUUCGAAUCGUCAUUAUUCCAGUCGCUAUUAAAAAUAUACGGAAUAAAACACCUACACACUACGCCGUAUCAUCCGCAAGCCAACGGUCUUGUCGAACAUUUACACCAUCAGUUUAAGUCAGCACUUUUGUGUCAUCAAGAGUCAUGGUAUGACGCAUUACCAGCCGUUUUGCUCGGCUUACGCGCUGCCUGGAAAGACGACAUACAGACGACACUGGCUGAAUUAGUGUACGGUGAGCCAAUUCGUUUACCUGGUGAGUUACUCACUCCCAGUCACAAAACUACACCUCACGAUAUCAUUAACACAUCGAAACGUCAUUUUAAUUCAUUGGCACCGGCCGAAAUGUCGCGUCACGGCAAGCAUUCUGUUUUCUGUUUCAGGAACCUUAGUACUUGCAGCCACGUACUGGUACGAAAUAACCAGGUUGGACCAUCUUUCUCACCGCCGUACGAUGGUCCAUAUCGUGUAAUAACCCGACACGAUAAAUAUUUCAUCGUCGAUUUUCGUGGACGACAAAUCGCUAUUUCAGUGGACAGAUUAAAGCUGAUUUACGAGGCGAAUCCAAUCGACAUGAUGAUGAUAAUAACAAACUCCCAGCCGAAUAACACAGCAACCGAGACCCAAAAACGCCGAGUCCGGUUUAACAUUUAA